Messenger RNA from Cucurbita maxima (winter squash), 897 nucleotides. RefSeq names its product peptidyl-prolyl cis-trans isomerase FKBP13, chloroplastic. Gene Ontology annotation, molecular function: peptidyl-prolyl cis-trans isomerase activity. The coding region runs from base 117 to 770 and encodes 217 amino acids. Lineage: Eukaryota; Viridiplantae; Streptophyta; Magnoliopsida; Cucurbitales; Cucurbitaceae. The record is from RefSeq and is a predicted model, not a curated record. Gene Ontology annotation, cellular component: chloroplast. The transcript is spliced from 5 exons.
AAUACGAUUACCUUCUAUCCAUCGUCGCGCAACAAGGCAAUGAGCGGUGCGCAGGUGGAGGCUAAUCCUGUUUUGAUCUAUCUUCUUCUGAAACUAGAGAGCAGUGUUUGUUGGAUAUGAGCUCGCUGACAAUUUCAUUUAGGGCUGCCACUCCCAGAACGCUCAGCUCCAACAACAUUUCACCUGAUAAAUGUCUAACGACGAAACAAGUCUCCAAAUUUACCUACACCCGUACCCCAAAAAUCUCUUCUUCUCUUCAAGAACUGGAAAUGAAGGAGAGCCCAGCUUCAUUCGGCAGAAGAGGAGCAAUUGGUUGUGGAUUCCUACUCGGCCUUGCCAGCUUUCUCCUACAACCAUUGCCUGCAACUGCUGAAGCCACACCAUGUGAAUUCACAACAGCUCCGUCGGGCCUUGCAUUUUGCGAUAAAGUUGUCGGGACAGGCCCUGAGGCUGAGAAAGGACAGCUAAUCAAGGCACAUUAUGUUGGAAAACUAGAGAGCGGAAAGGUGUUUGAUAGCAGCUACAAUCGGGGGAAGCCGUUAACCUUUCGAGUUGGGGUUGGUGAGGUUAUAAAAGGUUGGGAUGAAGGUAUUCUUGGGGGCGAUGGAGUUCCAGCAAUGCUUCCGGGAGGGAAGCGGGUUCUAAAGCUUCCUCCACAACUUGGGUAUGGCGCGAGAGGUGCUGGAUGCAGAGGAGGUAGGAUGAAAUUUCUGGUUGUUUUCGUGUACUGGGUCUUGUAUCAUUCCUCCCAACUCAGUCCUCUUAUUUGAUGUGGAGUUCAUUGGGAAGGCAUGACAUCAUCGUCCAUCCUGGUUCCUUUCGCAUCUUCGAAUUUUUAUUACAUUUUUUAUUUACUUAGAAUUACAAUUACAAACUCCUCAUACUUGGUUUGGUGCC